Molecule: messenger RNA, 2100 nt
Organism: Bursaphelenchus xylophilus (pine wood nematode)
Lineage: Eukaryota; Metazoa; Nematoda; Chromadorea; Rhabditida; Aphelenchoididae
Source: the annotation of a GenBank genome assembly
AUGGCUGACGAUGAUUGUAAGUUGUUUGUGGAUGAUAUUGUAGUAGUCUGUAACGGGCAUAGAAAGCGCAGAGGACUGAAUUUUGAAUAAGCCUAGGUUUACGUGGAGAGGACGUAUAGCCAAAGAACCUUGAUAUUAAGAAGUCUUUUUAGUAUACGAAUGUUGCCUCGUGUUAAUUAUAUUGUCUUUCGGCUUUCACAUGCAUUUUGCAACACUUCCUUUCCGAUACAUCAUUCCAUAAAUGAGUUUUCUUCGAUCUUUGCCUUUAAGACGCAUCUCAACCGGCCGCAUUGUUCUUUAAUUCCUUAAAUGAUUCGGCUCUGUACUUCCGGCCAAACCCGAAAAAUGCCGAAGUGCAUCUCAAAAAACGUAGUCGUAUUCAAAGAAUUGAAAUUCUCGGUUUGUUUACGGGUUGGCUUCAGCUAGCUUUAGAACCGACUUGCUAAUAACAAUACUGCAUAAGGGAUUGCUGUUUGUUGGAUGUCAGAACAGGGUGUAAACAGGAGAUUGGGAACAACAGAAUUCUGAAUAGUAGAGUUGAUUUCAUUACUUUAUAUUGAGCAGAAAGAUUACCAAAAAUGCGUCAAUUUCGCAGGGUUUUUACUAAGUGUAAAUCAUUCCAGAUAUCUGCGCCAAAUGCUCGAGCCCGAUCGUCGCUGACACCCCCGGAGUGACAGCGUUGGGAAAACCUUAUCAUGUCAACUGUUUUUCGUGUGAUGCUUGUCAGAAACAACUUGCCGGUUGCUCCUUCUACAAUGUCGAUGGGAAGAAUCUGUGUCAAGUUGAUUACAUGGUACGAUCAGACUUAUAUUAUUCUUCUUAGCGCUUAUUACUCUCCAUGAGGCGUUCCUUUUGCAACACAAAGAAUGCAUCAGAAAUUAAGCAUCAAUUUUCUAAAGCAAAAGGACUUCAACAUUUUAUAUCUCCCAAUAAGAUCGCUCCUCUUGCACGGUGCAAUCGCCUAAAAACGUGGUUUACGUACCAACGUCUCAUAUCCCCCAAGGGCAUUCUAACUCUAAGGCCCUUUGCUGCGGGUCCAUGUUUUAAAAAAGUGUGUUCCAAACUGCCCUCUGGGGAAAUAUUAGGGACGAUACGAACACUUUUAUCUCCACUCGUCGUAUCUGAGAAAGGAAAAAGGGGGCAUUUAAGAGAUGAUUUUGAAUGGGAAAAGUUGGUUACAAGGAAGUGAAAAAAAAACAAAUUUCAAGGUGGUGCUACUCCAAUUAAACCAUAUUAUCCAUGGUUUAUGGCCAUCUUUUCUCCAUAUGAAAUUAUCUGCUCAUAUUUGUAUGAGUCUCUCGUCAAACGGGGCUUAAAGUUUCCCAACAGUUUUUACAGCAAUUUAAAAUUUAUACCCUCCAAAAUUGAAUUCAAUUUUCUCCGUUUUAACGUUUCCGAUUGCCUCCCUCAGGGAAAUUCAUAAAAAUAAAACCGAGCAGACUAAGAGUCAUGUUUGUAGAAGCAAUUUAUGAUAUUCGUUUUUAACGCAAGGUGCGAUUAGACAAUAGCUCACAUGCUUUCAGAAUUCGUUGGAAAAAUGCGAGAAAUGCCAAACCCCGAUUACCCAGAAGAUCCUGCGAGCCCUUGGAAAGCCUUUCCAUCCGGAGUGUUUCGUAUGCCCAAGCUGUCAAAAAUCGCUGGACGGAAUCCCAUUCACCGUGAGCAAGGAGAAUGUGGCGUAUUGUUUGGAUUGCUAUCAUGAGUAAGUCACUUCUGGAAAGAUCGUAAGUCUUUCCAAGUCUUAUGUGUGAUAUAUAACGGGGAGUUAGUGUCUCAGCUCACCAGGUCUGUUUCUAGUUAACUUUUUUCCUUUAAUUUUCUUGUUUUUAAUUAAAAUUUUCAAAUUUAUGCAAGACCUCAAAUUUCAGCCGAUUCUCCCCUCGCUGCGCUGUUUGCCUUAAGGCAAUCGCUCCAUCCGCCAACGAGACCGAAGUGGCGCGUGUGAUCGCCAUGGACAAGAGCUACCAUGUAUCGUGCUACAAGUGCGAGGACUGCGGAAUGCAACUCAACUCGAAAGUGGAAGGCGCUGCGUGCUAUCCAUUGGAGCAACAUCUUUUUUGUAAAAAUUGCAACCUGAACCGUCUGAAGGCCGUCCGCUAA